This is a messenger RNA of Fusarium oxysporum Fo47, 3040 nucleotides long. RefSeq lists its product as uncharacterized. Lineage: Eukaryota; Fungi; Ascomycota; Sordariomycetes; Hypocreales; Nectriaceae. Bases 269 to 3040 code for a protein of 923 amino acids. The transcript is spliced from 4 exons. Gene Ontology annotation, biological process: nucleoside metabolic process. Gene Ontology annotation, molecular function: protein binding; catalytic activity; ADP binding. The record is from RefSeq and is a predicted model, not a curated record.
UUUUCAUCCAGUUUUCUCCCUCCAAUCUAGCUUCAAACUGAAUUGACAGACUCCGCGGGUCAGUAAAGAACCCAACGGCCAUCAGCGCUGUUCUCCUAUCCCUCUACUGGCUUUAUUGCCUCCUCUGAACCAUCAGAGAUCUCCAUCCCUGCCUGGGAAGCCGAUCGCCGGACCUUGUUUGCCAAGAGGGCGAGACAGGCAAUCAAUCUGCGCAUCGCAAUUUUAAACCACCGACCGGAUAGUCUAGCCCAGUCAAUGGCGUUCCAAAAUGAACUCUCUGGAUAGCGCUAGGGUCCCAGUCAACCCCUCCGAUACCCAUACCAGCUCUGCGAAGUUUUACCCAUCUCGCCCAAGCGACCGUCGAGGCUUCGAGAUAGCUAUCAUUUGCGCCUUAACCCUUGAAGCUGAUGCUAUCGAAGCCUUGUUCGAUCACCACUGGGAAGACGACGGUCCACCUUUCGAUAAGGAGCCAGGCGACCCCAAUGCAUACUCGACAGGCGUAAUCGGCCGCUUCAAUAUUGUUCUUGCGCAUAUGCCAGGUAUGGGCAAGGUUCAUGCGGCCACUGUUGCUUCCAACUGCGGGAAGAGCUUUCCUAGCAUCAAGCUUGCUCUCGUGGUUGGGAUCUGUGGCGUUGUUCCCUUUGGCCCUGCUAAGGACGAAAUCAUCCUUGGCGAUGUCGUUAUUAGCAACGGUGUCAUUCAGUAUGACUUUGGUCGACAGCUGCCUGAGCGCUUCGCCCGUAAGGACACAUUGCUAGAGGUCCCAGGUAGACCCAACACGGAGAUACGGGGAGUUUUAGCAAAGCUAGAAGGACUUCGACAUCGUCGCCAAUUAAACGCUAAGAUAGAAGGCUACUUAGCUGUUCUUCAAAGUGACCCAGAGCUGCAUGCCGAGUAUCCUGGCGCUACGAAAGAUAGACUAUUCAAGGUAUCUUAUCGUCAUACCGAUGAUCAAAGGUCAUGCGAGCAGCUUGGAUGCAACGGUGAACUUGUAUCACGAAGCCGCCUAUCGACUGCAGACGUCCCUACUAAACCUGCUAUCCAUUUUGGGUUGAUGGCCUCUGGGGAUGCAGUUAUGAAAUCUGGCGAAGAUCGUGACAGGAUUGCCACGGCGGAAGGGAUCAUUGCCUUUGAGAUGGAAGGUGCUGGGGUUUGGGAUAGCUUCCCAUGUAUUAUCAUUAAAGGCGGUUGUGACUAUGCUGAUAGUCACAAAAGUAAGGUCUGGCAGCGAUAUGCAGCAGCUACAGCGGCAGCUUGUGCGAAAGCCUUUCUGGGCUUCUGGAUCCCUUCUGUUACUCAAGUACAGCUUGGCCAUUCGUCAUUCUGCCCUUCUGACUCACGCAUGACAGAAUCCAGGACUCAUUACCUACCGCUGUCGAGGAACAAGAACUUUGUUGGCCGCCAAGAAGUAAUUUCUCAGCUUCAGCAGCUUCUAUUCACUGAUCCAGAUGGCCAACGAGUCGUUCUAGUCGGUUUGGGCGGCGUUGGCAAGACGCAGAUCGCUCUUCAACUUGCACAUAUUGUGAAGAAGGAAGAUCAGGCAGACCGCGACUACUCCGUCAUAUGGAUGCCCGCGUUGAGCAUGGCGAGUUUCGAACAAGCCUGCAGCAAGAUGAUUAGCAAAUUUGGCAUCGAGCAGACCAAUGAGGAGAACCCCAAAGAAACAUUCAAGAGGUUUUUGAGCUCAGAAAAGGUCGGAAAGUGGUUUCUUAUCAUCGACAACGCCGACAAUAUCGAGACUCUCUAUGGAAAAGCUGAGGCCGCAGGAGGUAUCAAUCAGUUCAUUCCUGAUUGUGAGCACGGUUAUAUUCUGUACACAACCCGAUCUCGUGAAGUAGCCAUCAGUGUGGCGCAGAACAACAUCGUCAAGCUGUCAGAGAUGGAUGAUCAAGAUGCGAAGACCCUCUUAAAGAGUUCAUUGAUUGAAAAAGGCCAGAUGCAGGACACGGCUCUUAUCGACAAGCUCCUACACAAGCUCGCCUAUCUACCGCUGGCUAUCACCCAAGCCUCAGCAUACAUGAAAGUCAAUGAGAUUUCAGUCAACGAGUAUCUCCGACUCCUCCAAAAUACCGAACAGGAUAUGGUAGAACUGCUGAGUUGUGGGUUCCGUGACAGCACUCACUACGAUUCUUCGCAAGGCGCUGUUGCUACUACCUGGAUCGUAUCCUUUCAGCAAAUCCGCGCUCUAAACGAAGACGCUGCGACACUUCUCUCUAUCACGGCCUAUCUUGAACCGAAAGCCAUACCUCGUGCCUUAUUACCGCCUCUGGGCUCUGAACAAAGAAUGACUCGUGCUAUUGGUACACUCUGUGGAUACAGCUUCUUGAGUAAACGAGAAGAUGGCGAGACGUUCGACAUGCACAGUCUCGUGCACCUUGUAACACGAAGAUGGAACCAAGACGAUGGACUCGAGACACGAAUACGACACAUGGCAGUCGCACAUGUUGCCAAAGUAUUUCCAACUAACGAUUGGAAGAACCGUCAGGUAUGGGGGCAGUUUAUGCCACAUGCACUCAGACUCCUAAAAAAUACGGAUGGUGCCGGUACCAGAGAGAGAUGCGAACUUGGACGUAGGGUUGGCCGAUGCUUGUUCGCUGACGGACGGAUAAGACAGGCAGUGCAUAUACUUGAGUCUGUGGUUGAGAUCCAGAGGACAACCUUGGCAGAAAAUGACCGAAGGAGACUGGCAUCACAGGACGCGCUAGCACACGCGCUUGCAUCAGCAUAUCGAUUUAACGGGCAGAUAAAAGAGGCAGUUGAACUGCUUGAACAUGUGGUUGCAGUUCAGGCAGAGCUAGCAGAGAAUCACCCCUAUCGACUGGCAUCACAGCACGCGCUUGCAUCAGCAUAUCGAUUUAACGGGCAGAUAAAAGAGGCAGCAAUUGAAAUGCUUGAACAUGUGGUUGCAGUCCAGGCCGUUACACUAUCAGAGGACCAUCCUGAUCGGCAGCUAUCAAUAGGGUGGCUGCAGUACUGCUAUGAUAGGUUAGAGGAGGUCAGCGUUUCAGGAGAGUCGGACGGCUUAGAGACUGAUGAUUGA